CAAGAGCGCACGGCACGCUCAAGUCACUGCAUGCACGAGAAUAUAAAGACAACAUGGCGAGGUUUCUCAAACUUAAUAUCAGGAGCUUUUUGGCCACACAGCUCAGGAUGUCGUCCGACCAGCUUGGAGAAUUAGGUAAAGGUGCCGGAAAAGGAGGUGGUGGUGGCGGUGCAAUAAGAGAGGCAGGAGGAGCUUUUGGCAAAAAGCAGGCUGCUGAGGAGGAGUUGUACUUCAAGAGAAGAGAGCAAGAACAAUUGGCUGCUCUUAGAAAGCACCACCAGGAAGAGAUUGACCACCAUAAGAAGGAAAUCGAGAGGUUACAACAGGAGAUCAGUCGUCAUGAGGGCAAAAUCAAAAAACUUAAACAUGAUGACUAAGUCUGUUUGACAGAUCUAGGUUUAUUUCAUAGAAAAAUUAAUUGCCCCCACACAGAUUUUCAAACUUUUGACUUAUCCAGUGUCAAUAAACAUUAAUUUGUGUG
Messenger RNA from Xyrauchen texanus (razorback sucker), 481 nucleotides. RefSeq names its product ATPase inhibitor B, mitochondrial. Gene Ontology annotation, biological process: negative regulation of ATP-dependent activity. The record is from RefSeq and is a predicted model, not a curated record. Gene Ontology annotation, cellular component: mitochondrion. The coding region runs from base 54 to 377 and encodes 107 amino acids. Gene Ontology annotation, molecular function: ATPase inhibitor activity. Lineage: Eukaryota; Metazoa; Chordata; Actinopteri; Cypriniformes; Catostomidae. The transcript has 3 exons.